Molecule: messenger RNA, 1074 nt
Organism: Acaulospora morrowiae
Lineage: Eukaryota; Fungi; Glomeromycota; Glomeromycetes; Diversisporales; Acaulosporaceae
Source: the annotation of a GenBank genome assembly
AUGAAAAUAAGUUAUAUUUUCACCCUUUUAGUUGUUACGCGUUUAUACACUAUUGCUGCCCUACCUCAUAAGCGGCAGGUUGCUUAUGAGCUCCCACUCACAAGUAUAAACGGUGAUAAGGGUUAUAUUUUUCCUAUUUCAUUCGGAAGACAAAUUUUUAAUGUUCUUUUAGAUACUGGUUCUACAGAUCUCUGGGUUUCCGAUAUAAGUUGUUCCAAUUGUGGAAACAAGAGAAAAUAUAAUCCAAAACGAGACGGUAGUUUUAGAACAAAUCAUAAAUCAUUCGAAAUAAGAUAUGGUAAAGGCAGCGUUGAGGGUUAUAUUGGCUCCGCUGACCUCAGUAUAAAUGGUGCACUCAUCCCACAACAAAUUUUUGGUCUCGCCACGAAGAUGGAUUACUUUCAAGAUAAACUAUUCGAUGGAAUCAUGGGUUUCAAUUUCGAGUUUCCAACCCCUUUAGGAGGCCAAUCUGCGUUCAUGUAUAUGGUCGAUAAUGGCAUGAUCCCAAAUCCGCGUUUUGGCGUCUACCUUGGUCGUGAAAGUGAAGGUACUGGUAAUGCAGGUCGAUUACAUAUUGGAGAUAUUGAUCGCACCAGAUUUAUUUCUCCAAUUAGUUUUAAUAGAGUCGACGAUAAUGAACCUGAUUGGAAAAUAUCAUUGCAGAGUAUUAUGGUAAAUGGUCAUACUUACCCGACCUUUAGACAACUUCUCUGUUUGAUCGAUACCGGUGCUAGUAUUCUGAAGAUACCAUAUUCCGACGUUGAUAGCAUUGCAAACUUAAUCCCUGGCUCAGCUGUUAAUAAAAGACACAAACUAUUUGUCCCAUGUGAUUCGACACCAAGCUUUAUAAUCACUUUUGGGUCUGUUAGUUAUACAAUUCCACCCAGAGAUAUAAUAGGCAAUAGGUACAAUGACGAGCUUUGUCAUACGAACAUUAUUGGCCGUCCUGAAAGACGCUGUACUAUCGGUACUCCUUUCCUCAAAAAUGUCUACUCUGUUUUCGAAACGACACCUUCAGGAAACUAUGUUGGUUUCGGCUUUCUUACUCCAGCAUUUUCAAAUAAAACACUUUGA